AUGGACCUCCAGAAGUUGCUGAUUGUUGGAUUUCUUCUGUGUUCUCUAAUUUGCUUCUUAGAACCUCUGGUUUCCUCUUCGUCAUUUUUAACUUCUUUUGGACUACAAGAGAAGGAAAGAUCAGAACCUAUCUCAAGGGGAAAGGACAGGUCCUGGCUGAACAACAUCAGGGAUUACGUGUGGGAUCUCAUCAAAAGCACCCUACCUCGGGCAGCCAUUUUGGCCUUUCUUUUGAGCUCCGCAGUAAUGGGAACCCUCUGCUGCCUCACCAUUCUUGUGCGUGAACCAAACCACUAA
This is a messenger RNA of Pipistrellus nathusii (Nathusius's pipistrelle), 297 nucleotides long. The record is from the annotation of a GenBank genome assembly. NCBI's taxonomy places the organism in Eukaryota, Metazoa, Chordata, Mammalia, Chiroptera, Vespertilionidae.